This is a messenger RNA of Belonocnema kinseyi, 1786 nucleotides long. RefSeq names its product zinc finger protein 718-like. Bases 50 to 1129 code for a protein of 359 amino acids. The record is from RefSeq and is a predicted model, not a curated record. Gene Ontology annotation, cellular component: nucleus. Gene Ontology annotation, biological process: regulation of transcription by RNA polymerase II. NCBI's taxonomy places the organism in Eukaryota, Metazoa, Arthropoda, Insecta, Hymenoptera, Cynipidae. The transcript is spliced from 3 exons. Gene Ontology annotation, molecular function: DNA-binding transcription activator activity, RNA polymerase II-specific; RNA polymerase II cis-regulatory region sequence-specific DNA binding.
UAGUACUUCUAGUAACACCAAGAAUUUCAAGAGUUGUUUGAAGAAAUCAAUGGAAAGACCAGAUGGUGGACAAUAUUCUGGUGUUCACUGCGGUGAUAUUUUGGAAACUGAACUUAUUCUUAUCAGAGACGAGAGGGAAGAGCGCAAUCUUUUUUUCCAUGGAAAUAAGUUGGGCAAAAAAUAUAUAAAUAAUGAAAUUUUACUGCACAAUAAUUCUGAUACCAAAACAUUAACUUGCGUAGUUGAAUACGACAUUGAUGACACUCUAGAAAUAAAGGAAGAAAUCAUUCAAGAUCUACAAAUCAAGAGUGAGUCGAAGAAAUCAGGAGGAAGAUCAGACGGUGGGCCUUAUUGUUUUAAAGCUCCUGAUAUUAUUUUUAUGAAUGCCAGUACCUUAGUUAAAUCCGAAAUUGAAGAAACUUUGGAUAUAAACGAAGAAAUCAUCCAAGAUUCAGAGACUGCAGACCAAGAACGGGAUAAAAUAUCUAAUUUGAAAGUGUGUACCGUAGAUAUAAAAGGAAAUUAUAUUUUGCCGGUUAAAAAAAGUCUGCGCAGAAAAAAGAAUCAUACGGGCGAGGAAUCUAAAAAUGAAAAAAGGUACAAAUGCGAAAAAUGUGCCCGAAGCUAUAAAUGGAGCGAAAAUUUGCGUCGUCAUAAAAAAUUCGAAUGUGGCGUCAUGCCACAGUUUACAUGUCAAUUUUGUGGGAACCAAUUUAGUCGAAAAUGUAACAUGAAGAGCCAUAUAGAUAUUGUGCAUUUCAAAACAUCGAACAGAUCAAUCUUACAGAAGUUGAAAAGAAAGCAUAAUUCCUUAAAAGGUGUAGGAAACGCAGCAGACGUUCCACACUUUAUUUGCGAUAUUUGCGAUUACAAGUCAAAACGAAAAGAUUACUUGCUAAAUCAUAUGAAGUCACGCCACUCGCUGAAACCGAAAACGAAGUAUAAUUGCGACAAAUGUUCUCGAAGUUACAGUUGGAUAUGUGAUUUAAAUCGGCAUAAACAGUUAAAACACGCAGAAGUCAAACCACAAGUAUUUUGCGAUUUUUGUGGACAUAAAACGAAUAUGAAAAGUAGCUUGGCAAAACACAUUAUUGCACGUCAUCUCAAUAAGUCAUACAGUAAUAAAUAAAAAAACGCAGUUUUACCUUACAUUGAAUGCUUGUGUAGACCUCAUAUUACUUUUAUUGAAAGUCACUAAUUCAUACUCAAUUUUACUUUUUGAUGUUUCUGACUGAGUGAAUUUAUUCUCCAUGGAUGUCGACUUGAAUUUCUUUUCUUAAAUGCAAAAAUUUCUAUCAAAUGUUUUUUUUUUAAUUUAAAAGAAUGGAUGUAGAUUUAAGAAUUUAUCGAUUAUUUGUCAUUUUCUUUAUGAUCUAGUUCCAAUUUUAAAUACUCAAUAAUCAGUUCAUGAAAGUAAACUGAACUUGUUUCAAUAAUUUGAGUUUAAAAAUGAUAUCUACUUCUGUAUUGACUUUGUUUUUUGUUCAUAAAUUGGUUCAAUAUUAACUGCAUCUGGCUUUUGUGGUGUUUGCCUUCUUUAUUGUACAAAGUAGUGCAUCAUUAUUCGAACAAGCUACUGUGUAAUGCGACACGAAUUUGGUAAACAAUUGAUUAUUUUCAUAGUUCCUACAGCUAUAUUACGCGUAUUAAUAACACUUAAAUUGUUAUUAAUAUAAGAAUAAUACACGUCUAAUACACAGCAUCUGCGUUGCUGUAUCUUCUACUAGUAUUAAAAAUUACUGAAUGUAUUCUAUGAGUUAAUAAAAUAAUAAAUUUUCUUUUAUAU